AUGGUUCUCUUAAGAUCGGUCUUCGUCUCCGCUGCCCUGCUUUCGGGUUUCGUCUCUGCCCUUCCCACGUAUGGUGAUUCAUCAGAUGAAGUCCCCGUCUCCGCCCCCGAUGGCACUCCUACCUCGGAGCCCGCUAUGUCCACCUCAGCUGCAGGCUACGGGGGUUAUACACAGGAGGGAUAUAUGACAACCUCCUCUGAAAAGUCUGAACAGACAAUGACAAAUGACAAGAUGGAAUCCUCGAUGAUGGAGGAAAGUUCUUCCAUGAUGUACGAGACGAUGCAGCAGGAGUCCACAUCCACCUCUAGCUCGUACGAAUCCAUGCCCACGUACGGCUCUGGCAAAUCUGAUUGGGGUUCUGGUUACGAUGACUGUGUCCAGAAAUGUGUGGCCACUUAUGGUGCCCCCCCGGCAACCUACCAACCAACUGCAACUACCGGUAGCGAGGGCAGCUCGGGUUCUGGCUCCACUGUCACAGUUAUCGUUGCACCAACCCAGGGUGUCUUACGUUUCGUUCCCGCUGCCGUCAAUGCUUCUGUUGGCACUACCAUCAAGUUCAUGUGGGGAGCAGGUCCUCACACCGUCACCAAGGGUUCUGCCCUCCUUCCUUGCAACAAGAGUGCUGAGGCUCCAGCUUUCACUUCUGGUCAACAGGAGAAAGGCUUCGUUUACAACCAAGUCGUCAAUGAUACCAAACCUACCUUCUACUUUUGCGGCGUUCCGGGUCACUGUCAAAAGGGUAUGUUUGGUAUGAUCAACCCUACAAGCGAUGCGGGCGCUGCUACCUCCGUCGGCGGAAUGAUGCAGUCGAUGAUGGCUAAUAACUCUGACCUCCGGGCCUAUGCCACUUACACGAGCAACAUGACUCAAGGAAAGCCUGGCUCGAACUGGGGCAGCAACAUCAGCCUCAAGGAAAUCCCCGAGUGGGCACAACCGGAGGUCGCGUUGAACGUCAUGUACACUCGUAACCUCCUUGCGAUGAACCCUGAUAUCAUUAAGGCGGAUGGCACUGUCGAUUUGUCUUCUGUCACCAGCACUCCUUUGAUGAUUCCUCAGGACAUUGGCAGCCAACUCGAUGCUGCUGGCAACACCAACUCAGGCGCGGCUGGAAGCAGCCAGGCACCAGCUUCAACCGGAACAACGUCUGGAACAACGUCUGGAACUGCUCCUGGUGCCCAAUCAACCACCAACAGCGCCUCUACCAUGGCCUCACCUAAGGUCUUGGUUGCUGUGAUGGCUGUCGUCGCUACGUUCCUCGCUCUGUAA
Molecule: messenger RNA, 1266 nt
Organism: Marasmius oreades (fairy-ring Marasmius)
Lineage: Eukaryota; Fungi; Basidiomycota; Agaricomycetes; Agaricales; Marasmiaceae
Exons: 5
Coding region: 1-1266 (421 amino acids)
Source: RefSeq, a predicted model, not a curated record